Lagenorhynchus albirostris (white-beaked dolphin) is the source of this 5442-nucleotide messenger RNA. RefSeq names its product phospholipase D2 (gene PLD2). NCBI's taxonomy places the organism in Eukaryota, Metazoa, Chordata, Mammalia, Artiodactyla, Delphinidae. Gene Ontology annotation, molecular function: D-type glycerophospholipase activity; phosphatidylinositol binding. Gene Ontology annotation, biological process: cell motility; phosphatidic acid biosynthetic process; intracellular signal transduction. The record is from RefSeq and is a predicted model, not a curated record. The transcript is spliced from 25 exons. Bases 347 to 3148 code for a protein of 933 amino acids.
GGUUCUCAGCCGGCCCGGGAAGGGGACACAGCCAGGUCCCUGCCGCGGAGGCGCGUCCCGCCUGGGGCCCUGGCGGGAUCGGUGGCCGGAGAGGCCCCGGGGGGGCCGGCGCCCGAGCGGAGGAGGGUGCGCAGGGCCGAGGGCCCACAGGGAGGAGCGGGCCUGCACGGACCGACGGCGCGGGACAGACUGACAGCCCGGCAGACGGCGCCGCACCGAUGCACGGGGAGGGUAGCGCCGUCCCGCAGGGCCGAGGGCGGCCCCAGCGCCCAGGCCGCACGCAGGACUGCAAGGACAGGCCGAGGGCGGCGGGGGCGGGACAGGACCGACGAGAAUCCGGAGGAGGAUGGCGGCGACCUCCGAGAGCCUCUUCCCCUCUGGGGGUGACCUGGACUCCAGACAGUUACAGAUGGAGCCCGAUGAGGUGGACACUCUGAAGGAGGGAGAGGACUCAGCUGACCGGAUGCACCCCUUUCUGGCCAUCUAUGACCUCCAGCCUCUGAAAAUUCACCCCUUGGUGUUUGCCCCUGGGGUUCCCGUCAUAGCCCAGGUGGUGGGCACUGAAAGAUACACCAGUGGAUCCAAGGUGGGCACCUGCACUCUGUAUUCUGUCCGCUUGACUCACGGUGACUUUACUUGGACAACCAAGAAGAAGUUCCGUCAUUUCCAGGAAUUGCAUCGGGACCUCCUGAGACACAAAGUCUUGAUGAGUCUGCUCCCUCUGGCUCGCUUUGCCGUUGCUUCUUCUCCAGCCCAAGAGGCAAACAACAGACAGAUGCCCUCUCUACCCCGGGCAGGUCCUGAGGGCUCCGCCAGACAUGCAUCCAGCAAACAGAAAUACCUGGAGGAUUACCUCAACCGCCUCCUGACCAUGUCUUUCUACCGCAACUACCAUGCCAUGACAGAGUUUCUGGAAGUCAGUCAGCUGUCGUUUAUCCCAGACCUUGGAUCCAAAGGACUGGAGGGGGUGAUCCGGAAGCGCUCAGGUGGCCACCGUGUUCCUGGCCUCACCUGCUGUGGCCGAGACCAAGUUUGUUAUCGCUGGUCCAAGCGGUGGCUGGUGGUGAAGGACUCCUUCCUGCUGUACAUGUGCCUCGAGACCGGCACCAUCACAUUUGUUCAGCUCUUCGACCCUGGCUUCGAGGUACAGGUGGGGAAAAGGAGCACAGAGGCACGGUACGGGGUCCGGAUCGACACCUCCCACAGGUCCUUGAUUCUCAAGUGCAGCAGCUACCGGCAGGCACGGUGGUGGGCCCAGGAGAUCACUGAGCUGGCCCAUGGCCCGGGCAGAGACUUUGUACAGCUGCACCGGCACGAAAGCUACGCUCCACCUCGGCCUGGGACCCUGGCCCGGUGGUUUGUGAAUGGGGCAGGUUACUUUGCUGCUGCAGCUGAUGCCAUCCUGCGAGCUCAAGAGGAGAUUUUCAUCACAGACUGGUGGUUGAGUCCUGAGAUUUACCUGAAGCGUCCGGCCCAUUCAGAUGACUGGAGACUGGACAUUAUGCUCAAGAAGAAGGCGGAGGAGGGUGUCCGGGUGUCCGUACUGCUGUUUAAGGAAGUGGAGCUGGCCUUGGCCAUCAACAGUGGCUAUAGCAAGAAGGUUCUAAUGCUACUGCAUCCCAACAUAAAGGUGAUGCGCCACCCAGACCAGGUGACUCUGUGGGCCCAUCAUGAGAAGCUCCUGGUGGUGGACCAAGCAGUGGCCUUCUUGGGGGGGCUGGACCUCGCCUAUGGCCGCUGGGAUGACCUGCACUACAGACUAACUGACCUUCGGGACUCCUCUGAGUCAGCUGCCCCCCAGCCUCCCACCUCAUGCUCAGACCCUCCAGCUACACCAGACCUCUCUCACAACCAACUCUUCUGGCUGGGCAAGGACUACAGCAAUCUUAUCACUAAGGACUGGGUCCAGCUGGAUCGACCUUUUGAGGAUUUCAUUGACAGGGAGACCACACCCCGGAUGCCAUGGCGGGACGUCGGGGUGGUGGUCCAUGGCUCACCCGCCAGGGACCUUGCCCGGCAUUUCAUCCAGCGCUGGAAUUUCACCAAGACCACCAAGGCCAAGUACAAGAUACCCAGGUACCCCUACCUGCUGCCCAAGUCCACCAGCACCGCAAACCAGCUCCCUUUCAUGCUCCCGGGAGUGCAGUGCGCCACCGUGCAGGUCUUGCGGUCAGUGGACCGCUGGUCAGCGGGGACCUUGGAGAACUCCAUCCUCAAUGCCUACCUGCACACCAUCAGGGAGAGCCAGCACUUCCUCUACAUUGAGAAUCAAUUCUUCAUUAGCUGCUCAGAUGGGCGGACGGUGCUGAACAAGGUGGGCGAUGAGAUUGUGGACAGAAUCCUGAAGGCCCACAAACAGGGGCAGUGCUUCCGAGUCUACAUGCUUUUGCCCCUGCUCCCGGGGUUCGAGGGCGACAUCUCCACAGGUGGUGGUAACUCCAUCCAGGCCAUUCUGCACUUCACUUACAGGACGCUGUGUCGUGGGGAAUAUUCAAUUCUACAUCGCCUCAAAGCAGCCAUGGGGACAGCGUGGCGGGACUAUAUUUCCAUCUGUGGGCUUCGCACACACGGAGAGCUGGGUAGGCACCCGGUCUCAGAACUCAUCUACAUCCACAGCAAGAUGCUCAUUGCAGAUGACCGGACGGUCAUCAUUGGCUCCGCAAACAUCAAUGAUCGGAGUUUACUGGGGAAGCGGGACAGUGAGCUGGCUGUGCUGAUCGAGGACACGGAGAUGGAGGCAUCCCUCAUGAAUGGUGUGGAAUAUGAGGCGGGCAGGUUUGCCUUGAGUUUGCGGAAACACUGCUUCAGCGUGAUUCUCGGGGCAGAUGCCCGGCCGGACCUGGAUCUCCGAGACCCUGUCUGUGAUGACUUCUUCCAGUCGUGGCAAGACACAGCUGAGAGCAAUGCCAAUAUCUAUGAGCAGAUCUUCCGCUGCCUGCCGUCCAACGCCAUUCGCUCCCUGCGGGCACUCCGGGAGUAUGUGGCCGUGGAGCCGCUGGCCACGGUCAGCCCUCCCUUGGCCCGGUCUGAACUCACCCAGGUCCAGGGCCACCUGGUCCACUUCCCCCUCAAGUUCCUGGAGGAUGAGUCUUUGCUGCCCCCCCUGGGGAGCAAGGAGGGCGUGAUACCCCUAGAAGUGUGGACAUAGCUGCGGCUCCAGCCCGGGAGAGGUCACCAGCCGCUGGGCUCUACCUCAUCUGGCUCCCUGCCCCCUCACCCUGAGCACCGAGGGCAGUGCCUUUGAGACCUAGGGGAGGCAGGCAUCCCCGGAGGGAACUAGAGAAGUCACAGAGGACCCUUUCUUGAGAAGUAGCCAAAGGGGACACUCUCAAGCCCGGGCUGGGGAGGCAGGAGAGGGUCCAGAGAAGUUCAUCCUCCUCGCUGCCCAGUUCAAACCACUGCUACAAAGGAGAAGCAAAACACCUGCCAGGAUGCCUGGGGCCAGCCUCCUACUCCAGGAGGACCAGAUUCUGCCCUAGGCCUUCCCAUCUCUCCCUUCGUCUUCCUGCCCUUGAACACCCUCCCUGCCCCAGGGCCUUUCCCGGUUCAUUACUGCCAAGGUGGAGGGAAGGAUGCAGCCGCUCCGGCUUCAGUGCCCAUGGUGGGGAGGGGACGGGGGGUGGGGGGAUGCACACUAACCCCCCCCACCAGCUGAUGACAGGCACUAACUCUGUAUCAGUUCAAUAAGCGUUUCAUAAAUAAAAGCCUAGAAAAGGUCCUUGCCUCUUCCUGGGCUGAACUGAGUGCUCGUCUCAGCUGCCCCCCCCAGGUCUACACACAGCAGCACAGGCCCCUUCAUCCUCUCUCCACACCACUGGUUUCUUCUUUCUGUGACUUCAGCUCCGCUCCGCUCGUCUGUGGCUUCGGGAGCUCCGUCAGUAGGUGCUGGGAAGACCAGGUGUUCACACAGGGAUGCCUGGGUAAAAGAAGGGCGGGGUCAAACCAGGACUCCUGGAGGACAGUGGAGCUGAUGGUGCAGCUUCAGGUGAGGGAGGCGCCCAAAGAAGGGCCCAGAGGGGCUGCCUCUUGUUCCUCAAGUGACUGCAAGGGGAGAGGCUUAGCGAAGCCCCUGGGAGUGGAUAAGGGUAUAAGGCUUGAGGUCAGGAAGAACUGGGCCCAAAUCCUGGACUUGUCACUUACUACCUUGGUGACCUUCUCAAGUCACAUCACUUCUCUGGGCCUCGGUGAUCCCAACUGGGAAAUGGGAAUAAUACUUAACAGCUGGCUUGCUGUAAAGAUUCAGUCAUUGACUUAGAUAUUUAUUGAGUACCUGCUCUUUGCCAGACACCAUUCUAAACUCACAGCAGUGAGUACAACAAAGUCCCCACCCUCGUGGGACAGGCACGUAUGUCCUGGAGCUUCAGUGUCCAGUACAGUAGCCACCAGCCACAUUUGGCUAUUUACAUUUAAAUUAAUUACAAUUAGAAAUAGGUAAAGAUUUAGUUCCUCACUCGCAGCAGCCAUGUUUCAAGUGCUCAGGAGCCACUCGUGUCUAGCAUAUUGGACGGUGCAGGUACAGACCAUUUCCGUCAUUGCACAGAGUUCUAUCAGUUGGCACAUUGCACAGAGUUCUAUUGCUCCAGAGGGAAGAGAGAUAAUAGAUGGUGUAGUCUACAAGAGAAUGUAGUUCACGCUGGACUGAGGAGGGUUACCUGCCACGGCAGGUGGGGAGAAAAGGAUAAGAUAACAGGGGUAUACAGAGAGAGCUCUUUGAGUGAAUUGGUGACUUUUAUUUCUUAAGCUGGGUGGUGGGAUAUGAACUUUAUAUUUUUUUUCCAUAUCUUUUUGUAUAUCUGAAAUAUUUUGCAAUUAGAAAAAAGUUUAGUGCAGUUCUGGAUCUUGCCCUUUGUUCCCCCAGCCUCACUCCCCAAUCUCCGAAUUGACCACAGGAGCAGGAAGAAACAGAGGGGAAUAGAGUGAGCAGUUUAGGAGGACUUCCUGGAGGAGGGGUGUGCUUGUGGAUGAUUGCGUGGAGAGAGGGGAUACUGUGGCCUUGCUCCCAUCCUCUCCUUUGAGUCCAGCCCCCCCCUCCCCCGUUCCUCUGAAGAAGCCACUUCCACACAAGAAAUUCCCCCUCCCAUGUAGAGCCAGUCCCCAGGUACUAAUUGGCAUUCUGCUAAUUAGCCUCGUUGUCAGCACGCAGGGCCUCUUUCCCUAGGGGACCAUUACCUCAUUAACUGCGGAGUGGAGUGGAGGCAGCAGCUGCCCCAGGGCUGGGCCAGGGGCAGGUGGGCUUCUGCUUCAUACUGUCUGCUGGUCUAUCUGCUCCCCACUCAUUGGUCCUGGAGUUUCUUGAAUGGAGGCCCGCACAGUGUAGGGAAAAAAAGCAGUGGGCCUGCAAUCAGAAGAGUUGCCUCUAGAUCCAGGGUGAAGAGAAUGAAUCCAGCCUCCCAAGGUGGGUGGGAGGCCCUGAGGGUGACUGGGUCUGUGCAAAAUGUCCAA